AUGGCAGGCUUUCGUCUGAUCGAGCUGGCAAGGCCUUUUGCGCCGUUGCUUCCAGAGGUGGAGCUACCUUAUGAAAAAAUCGGAUUCGACGACAAGGUGGUGUACACCAUCAUUGCUGCGUUGAUCUACGUUUUUGGCCAGCUUCCGCUGGCGGGUGUGGUGAAAGAUACCAUUGAAGAGCAGGGCAGCUCUGUUCUGGACCCAAUUUACUUCUUGCGUGGUGUUUUCGCAGCUGAACCCAGAACGCUGUUGGAGUUCGGCACUUUCCCAGUGGUGUCUUCUGCAUUGAUCAUGCAGGUUUUGGCCGGUCUCAAACUGAUCAAAGUCAAUUUUAAGGUUCGUCAAGACCGUGAGCUGUUCCAAACUUGCACGAAAUUGUUUGCAGUGCUGGAGUACGUUGUGCUCGCUAACAUUUUCAUCUUUUCGGGCUACUACGGCUCCGCUUUGACCGUCUUUCAAGUGGUACUCUUGAACCUGCAACUGGUCUCAGCAGGGCUGUUCGUGACGCUCUUGGUCGAGGUCAUCGACAAAGGAUACGGAUUUGCGUCGGGUGCCAUGGCCAUCACCACUGUGACCAUCGCCACCAACUUUGUCGGGGACGUUCUCGGUGUCAAUCAGCUACCGGUCGACAAUGAGGGCCACUUCGAGGCACAGGGUGCAAUCAUUAACCUAUUCCAAUCGAUGCGUGCCUCUCACAAGACCUUUGCCGGUGCCAUCGUCGGGGCCUUCAACCGUGACUACCUGCCAAAUUUGACUACCACUCUUUUGGUGAUUGCUUUGGCCGUUGCCGUUUGUUUGAUCAACAACUUCCGUUUGGAAUUGCCAAUCAGAUCCACCAGAGCCCGUGGUGUAAACAACGUCUACCCAAUUCGUUUGCUCUACGUCGGCGGUUUGUCUGUGCUUUUCUCCUACGUUGUGCUCUUUUACAUUCACAUCGUCGCCUUCGUUUUGGUUCAAGUAGUGGCCCGUAACGAUCCAUCAUCCAUUCUGUACAAAGUCAUUGGUGGCUAUGCUUCUUCCAACAACCUACUUUAUGUCCCACAAUUCCCACUAUCGCUAUUGACUCCUCCUAAGUCCUUUGUUGAGUGCAUCACAAGACAGCCACUUACCCCAAUCGUGUUCAGCGCCUUCAUGAUUGUGACUGGUGUAUGGUUUGCGGGACUAUGGCAAGCCAUUAGCGGUUCUUCGGCCCGUGAUAUCAGCGUUCAAUUUAAGGAGCAAGGCAUCACUCUUACUGGUCACAGAGAACAAGGUAUUGCAAAAGAAUUGGACAAGAUCGUACCAGUUGCCUCCACUACUGGUGCAGUGCUUUUGGCUCUAUUAGUUGUAGCAGGUGAGCUCUUGGGCUUGAAGGGUAAGGGUGCCAGCAUCAUCGUUGGUGUCAGCUGUGGAUUUUCUCUAUUGGAAUUGAUCACCGCUGAAUUUCAGCAAAACGGUGGCCAAAGUGCUUUGACCCAAGUCUUGGGCGUUACUGGAGCAUAA
Molecule: messenger RNA, 1482 nt
Organism: Lachancea meyersii CBS 8951
Lineage: Eukaryota; Fungi; Ascomycota; Saccharomycetes; Saccharomycetales; Saccharomycetaceae
Source: the annotation of a GenBank genome assembly